GCCACAUCCCCUCCGCUUCCCGGAAACGCAGACUUGCCGGAGACAGAAGCCUUCCCGCGUCGCGCUCGCGCACGCCGUCCUGCCCGCCCCUUUUCACACCCCCGACGCAACCGCGCAUCGCCGCGCCCGCCCGCCCUCUAUAUCCUCCCCUCCUCCUCCUCCGUCCCCUCUCUGUCCUCCUCAGCACACCAGACACCGCCCGCCGCGAACACCAAGCCUGAUCAGCAUCCCAGCCCAGAUGUUCCUCGCCGACAAGUACAGCUCGCUGCUGCCCUCCCUCCACCAGCACCACUCCAAGCCCAGCCGCCGCCGGAGCCAGCAGCUGAAGGGGGAGGCGGACCGGUUCGGCGCGGCGCUGGCCGCGCGCCUCCGGGGCCUGCUGCCGCUGCCGGCCUCCCAGCUCGCGGCGCUCGCGCGGGUGGCCGACCUCCUCGCUCUCACGCUCGCGGACGCCGGCGACGCGCUCGCCGGCGCCGGCGAGGGCGACGCGUCCGCUGCUGCGGUCGCCGCACACCUUGACGCCGGGGUCGCGCUCCUCGACGCCUGCAACGCCAUCGCCGUCCGCCUCGACCGCCUCCGCAGGCGCCGCCUUCUCGCGCGCCUCGCGCUCCACCUCCUUUCAUCAACCUCCUCCUCGCCGUCCGGGCGCGCGCGCGCGCGCGCGGCGCUCGCGGACCGCGGUGACCACCCAGCGGCGUCCCCGUCCCCUCUGGCGCCGCUCCCUUCGCUCCCGUUCGAGCAGCCCCGCGGGCGGCUCUCGGCCGCCGCGCGCGUGCUUGCCGCCGUGGACGCCGUCUCCUCGCUCGCGGCAGCGGCCGCGGCCGCCAUCCUCGUCGGAGGACCCGCCAGCUUCCCCCGGGUAUCCGGCGGCGGCGACCUCCCCUGGGCAGAGCCGUUCAACGCGGUGUCCGGCCAGCUCGCGGCGCUCGAAGGCGCCGGCGAGGUGGGCGCCGUCGACGAGGCCGUCCGGAGUCUCGCGUCGGCGCUGGACGCCGGGACCGACAACGAGGCGGCGGUGCGCCCCGCGGCACAGGAGUUGGAGAGGCGCACCGAGGAGCUCGCGCCGCGGCUAGACCGCCUGUCGGACGCCGUCGGCGGCGUGUUCCGCGCCGCGCUGGGCCUCCGCAACGCCGAGCUCGGCUGCUUCAUGGUGGGACCCGCGGGGAAGCCGUGUAGUAAAUACCCGUAGUCGUAGCUGUAUAUGUAUACUUACAAUACUGUACUGGGAUACUGCUACAGCUGUAAGUGGAGUGAAGUUGAUGAGUCGUGCAGUACAGGGCGAGUUGGGUGUGGGAUCAUGUGUGUCAGUGUCAAAGGACGAGGAGGCCACUAGUUGCAUUUUGCAUAAUUUUGGAUAUGUGGCAUCCACUGCUGUAUCUGUAUGGGAAAGGGGAAAAAAUGUUGCAAUCUGGUGGUGUAAUUUCGCGGCAUAUAAUAUUCAUGUAUAGUUUGAGGAGAAA
Molecule: messenger RNA, 1460 nt
Organism: Sorghum bicolor (sorghum)
Lineage: Eukaryota; Viridiplantae; Streptophyta; Magnoliopsida; Poales; Poaceae
Product: UPF0496 protein 4
Exons: 1
Coding region: 239-1189 (316 amino acids)
Source: RefSeq, a predicted model, not a curated record